This is a messenger RNA of Lachancea mirantina, 1872 nucleotides long. Lineage: Eukaryota; Fungi; Ascomycota; Saccharomycetes; Saccharomycetales; Saccharomycetaceae. The record is from the annotation of a GenBank genome assembly.
AUGAAAGAUUUAAGAGCGACCUUUGGGCUGCCAGCCGCUCUGAAAUCCAAAGUUAACUUAUGGCUUGAACAAGAUCAAAAUGCCGAUACUUCUUUAGAGAUUAAACAGCUCAUCACCAGUGAAAAUUGGCCUGAGCUUCACAAGAGACUUGAUAAUCGAAUUUCAUUUGGUACCGCCGGGCUCAGAGCUCGAAUGGAGGCUGGAUUCAGCCGUAUGAACCUGUUAACUGUGCUUCAAGCGUCUCAAGGCUUAGCAGCUUACAUCAAAGAACAAUUUCCGAUUGAUGCCAGUGUUGUUAUUGGCCAUGAUCAUAGAUAUCAUUCCAAAGAAUUUGCAGAAAUAACGGCAGCGGCGUUCAUCCAGCUGGGUAUUAAGGUUCUGUAUUUGUGUUGGUCGUCAGAUGAGAAUGAGAAUCGGCUGGUGCAUACUCCCAUGGUGCCCUUUUCGAUUGGAUUAUUUGGCGCGUCUGCAGGUGUUAUGAUUACUGCCAGCCAUAAUCCAAAAGAUGACAACGGUUACAAAGUCUACUAUUCAAAUGGGUGUCAGAUCAUACCUCCCCAUGACAAAUUAAUUGCGGACAAGAUUCUUUCGAACCUCGAGCCCAGGACUGGAAUCUGGGAUUAUCAAAAGAUCAUCCAGGAGGCUCAUACCGCCGGAAAGCUUUCUGACGUUCGACAACAGGCUCAGAGCGCUUAUAUGGAGAGGUUGGCGUCCAAACUUCUCUACGAGCGGGUUGUGCCAGGCACGGGCAAACCGUGGUUUGUAUACACACCUAUGCAUGGCGUUGGAAGCUCAAUUUUCGAGCAAGCCACCCAAAGUGCUCUUGGGUUGCGGGAAGGGCAGGAUUUUCUUACCGUCGAGGCACAGAAAAUACCCGAUCCUUCAUUUCCAACAGUUAGUUUCCCUAAUCCAGAGGAAAAGGGCGCUCUUGACAUGGCACUAGAUUUGGCCAAGAAAAAGGGUAUUUCACUUGUGAUUGCAAAUGAUCCGGAUGCUGAUAGGUUUUCUGCCGCCGUUUUAAAUGGUCACGAGUGGCAUCAGUUGAGUGGGAACGAACUCGGUUUCCUGUUCACCUUUUUCCUUUGGGAGGUACAGCAGCAAAGCAUUUCGGUGACCUCCAAGCCUUUCUGCGUGCUCAACUCUACGGUUUCAUCGCAAAUGAUAAAGUCCAUGGCACAAAUGGAGGGCUUCCACUAUGAGGAAACAUUAACCGGGUUCAAGUGGCUGGGGAAUCGGAGCCGUCAACUGGAAGAACAAGGAUAUUUCGUCUCGUUCGCCUUUGAAGAAGCUAUAGGUUUCAUGUUUCCCAGUAUUGAGAACGAUAAGGAUGGAAUUAGCGCCGCGCUCGUGUUCCUGCAAAUGUACUCUCAUUAUUUGAAAAAGGGCAAAACACCGCUGGAUAUGUUGAAGAUAGGCUUUCAAAAAUAUGGAGUUUUCAAAGAAUACAACGGUUAUUACGUGGUUCCAGAACCAGCUGCAACAGACAAAGUCUUUGCCGAUAUUCGUGCGUCGUUUGUAUCUGCGGACGGUACUUAUUGCCAAAAUCUAGGAACGGAGUUUGCCGUCACAUACUACAGAGAUUUGACCACAGGUUUCCAAUCGGACACCAGCAACUUUGUACCUGUCCUUCCUGUUGAUCCCUCAUCCCAAAUGUUGACACUCGUUGUUGUUCCUACUCGGAAGAGCUCAGAUGGCUCCGAAACCGUACGGUUUACCAUCCGCGGUUCUGGUACCGAGCCCAAAUUGAAAGUCUACAUCGAGGCACAAUCAGACACUGCGCAAAAUGCAAGUCAUUUGGCGAAACUACUUUGGGACGUGCUUCGCAGAGAGUGGUUCCGCCCGGAAGUGAAUGGACUGACUACUCAGUUCUAG